Molecule: messenger RNA, 954 nt
Organism: Schistocerca serialis cubense
Lineage: Eukaryota; Metazoa; Arthropoda; Insecta; Orthoptera; Acrididae
Product: trafficking protein particle complex subunit 2-like protein
Exons: 6
Coding region: 117-563 (148 amino acids)
Biological process (GO): endoplasmic reticulum to Golgi vesicle-mediated transport
Cellular component (GO): nucleus; cytoplasm; TRAPP complex
Source: RefSeq, a predicted model, not a curated record
ACAAACAUCUAUGAGCAGAGGGCCAGAGGCUGUCACAGUGUCACACGAUAAAAAAUUUGUUAUUGUUUCCAUUCAGUAUCUGACGUAGGAAUGUGAAAUAAUAUUUUAUCGUCGCCAUGGCUGUUUGUGUUGCUAUUAUAGGCAAAGAUAAUUCGCCAAAAUAUAUAUCAUGCUUGAACCCAGAACUCGAACUGCAGUUUCACUACAAGGUUCAUACAUCUCUAGAUGUGGUUGAAGAAAAAUUGACAUCAGUUGGUAAAACUACGGCAGAUGUUAGAGAAUUAUAUCUUGGUUUGCUAUACUCAACAGAAGAACAUAAAAUAUUUGGGUAUGUAACAAACACAAAAAUCAAAUUUAUAAUUGUUGUUGAAUCCUCAAACACUCUUCUGCGAGACAAUGAAGUCAGAACGAUGUUUCGGAAACUACAUGGCCUAUAUACUGAUGUGGUGUGUAAUCCAUUUUACAUACCAGGGGAUGUUAUUACAUCAAAUUGCUGUCAUGACCUACCCAACCAACACAAGUUGGCACUAUGCAGCCGUGUUUUCCAAACAGCUGAGGUAUAGAAAUUUCGACACGACAGUGAGAAAUAUGAUGACUGGAAAUGCAUGAAUGUGCAACACCUUUAUUUAUUUGAGGCUGGAGAUGGAUGCUAAGGAAAAACUUGAAGUGCAGAUGUGUGCUGGAAAUAUAUGAAAACAAAGGAUGCAAGUACAUUCCCAUGCCUCUGCUAUUGAAAGUUUUUAAUCCUUUUUAUGUGGGACCCAAACACAGCAUGGGUGGACACCAUUGCACUGAAUAAGGUGCGAUUUCAUCACUGCACUGAAUGAGGUGCGAUUUCAUCACUGUACGAUAGCUGUUCUGUGAUCGAUAUAUUGUGCAGUUUUUUCCCUAUGUAAUAUUGUGGAAUAUGUUAUGACUUUUUCUUUUGAUAAAAUAAAAUUGUUAUUCAACUCA